Molecule: messenger RNA, 735 nt
Organism: Penicillium lagena
Lineage: Eukaryota; Fungi; Ascomycota; Eurotiomycetes; Eurotiales; Aspergillaceae
Gene: his3
Product: imidazoleglycerol-phosphate dehydratase HIS3
Exons: 2
Coding region: 1-735 (244 amino acids)
Biological process (GO): L-histidine biosynthetic process
Molecular function (GO): imidazoleglycerol-phosphate dehydratase activity
Source: RefSeq, a predicted model, not a curated record
AUGGCCCUCACCGCGCGCACAGCAUCUCUCUCGCGGGUAACAAACGAAACCAAGAUCCAAGUCUCACUCAGUCUCGACGGCGGCGUCUUACCCCCCUACGAGCCCUCCACCCACUUCUUACCCCCCAGCGACCCGCAAGAAGCCUCCGCUGCUAAAAAUGGCAUUGUGCCGCCCAAGGAUGCCGGGCAUGCGACGCAAUUCACGGCGACCCAGCAGAUCACCGUGAGCACGGGGAUCGGGUUCCUGGAUCAUAUGCUGCAUGCGAUGGCGAAGCAUGCGGGGUGGAGUUUGGCAGUGCGGGCGAAGGGGGAUUUAUACAUUGACGACCACCACACAACAGAAGACACAUUCCUCGCCAUCGGCUCGGCGUUCACGCAAGCCCUAGGCGCACGGCAGUCCCUCACGCGCUUCGGACGCGGCGAUGCUCCCCUCGACGAAGCCCUUUCGUGGGCCGUGAUCGAUCUAUCCAGCCGACCCUGGGCAGUCAUCGACCUGGGAUUCAAGCGCGAGAAGAUCGGCGACCUCAGCACCGAGAUGAUCACGCAUGGCUUGCAGAGCUUCGCCCAGGCGGCGGGCGUGACCCUUCAUGUGGGCUGCACGUAUGGCGAUAAUGACCACCAUCGCGCGGAGAGCGCGUUCAAGGCGCUCGCUGUUGCGAUGAGGACGGCCUGUACGAGGAGGAGUGUGGGGGAGGUUGGGGCAGGGGAUGUGGUUAGUACUAAGGGAGUUCUAUAG